Molecule: messenger RNA, 1687 nt
Organism: Oncorhynchus keta (chum salmon)
Lineage: Eukaryota; Metazoa; Chordata; Actinopteri; Salmoniformes; Salmonidae
Product: mucin-21-like
Exons: 5
Coding region: 1-1446 (481 amino acids)
Source: RefSeq, a predicted model, not a curated record
AUGAGGACAGUGUCUGAGGAAACAUCCUGGAACAAUGAAGCACCCGAUUUUUGGCUUCAGGAUGACUUUACCCUGGAGCCUGUGGUUCAGGAUGACUUUACCCAGGAGUCUGUGGUUCAGGAUGACUUUACCCUGGAGCCUGUGGUUCAGGAUGACUUUACCCUGGAGUCUGUGGUUCAGGAUGACUUUACCCUGGAGUCUGUGGUUCAGGAUGACUUUACCCUGGAGUCUGUGGUUCAGGAUGACUUUACCCUGGAGUCUGUGGUUCAGGAUGACUUUACCCUGGAGUCUGUGGUUCAGGAUGACUUUACCCUGGAGUCUGUGGUUCAGGAUGACUUUACCCUGGAGUCUGUGGUUCAGGAUGACUUUACCCUGGUUCAGGAUGACUUUACCCUGGAGUCUGUGGUUCAGGAUGACUUUACCCUGGAGUCUGUGGUUCAGGAUGACUUUACCCUGGAGUCUGUGGUUCAGGAUGACUUUACCCUGGUUCAGGAUGACUUUACCCUGGAGUCUGUGGUUCAGGAUGACUUUACCCUGGAAUCUGUGGUUCAGGAUGACUUUACCCUGGAACAAAUCGUAUCCAGACAUUGUCGAGCAGAGAAUACAACGGGACACCGCUACUCUUCAGUGACGUCAGGUAACGAGAAUACAACGGGACACCGCUACUCUUCAGUGACGUCAGGUAACGAGAAUACAACGGGACACCGCUACUCUUCAGUGACGUCAGGUAACGAGAAUACAACGGGACACCGCUACUCUUCAGUGACGUCAGGUAACGAGAAUACAACGGGACACCGCUACUCUUCAGUGACGUCAGGUAACGAGAAUACAACGGGACACCGCUACUCUUCAGUGACGUCAGGUAACGAGAAUACAACGGGACACCGCUACUCUUCAGUGACGUCAGGUAACGAGAAUACAACGGGACACCGCUACUCUUCAGUGACGUCAGGUAACGAGAAUACAACGGGACACCGCUACUCUUCAGUGACGUCAGGUAACGAGAAUACAACGGGACACCGCUACUCUUCAGUGACGUCAGGUAACGAGAAUACAACGGGACACCGCUACUCUUCAGUGACGUCAGGUAACGAGAAUACAACGGGACACCGCUACUCUUCAGUGACGUCAGGUAACGAGAAUACAACGGGACACCGCUACUCUUCAGUGACGUCAGGUAACGAGAAUACAACGGGACACCGCUACUCUUCAGUGACGUCAGGUAACGAGAAUACAACGGGACACCGCUACUCUUCAGUGACGUCAGGUAACGAGAAUACAACGGGACACCGCUACUCUUCAGUGACGUCAGGUAACGAGAAUACAACGGUCCUGAAAAAAAUUUGCGCUGAGAAAAUCCAAAAGGUACGUGUGAAAACAAAAGGAAAAACAUUGUUGCAUUGUGGGACCGUUAGUUAUGAAACACUGCAGUCCAUCAUUGGCUGAAUCAUGAUAUAUUCAGUUCAUUCUGGCUUCAUCUGUGAUCACAACAAAAUAUUAAAUAUUGUAAAUAAGCAUUAGUGAACUAUAUAUAUAUAUAUAAAUAUAACUACUACUCUAAUAGGAAACAAUACCAUACAGUAGCCAAUAGGAGCCGGAGAUAACUAGACUACCUGCCACCUCUACACUCUAACCACUAGACUACCUGCCACCUCUACACUCUAACCACUAGACUACCUGCCACCUC